ACUCCAAGGAUUCCCCAACCAGCGUUGAGUAGGCGAACUGUGUGUGUGAACCGUGGAAAGAGCUAGAGAGAUGGGAAGAGGCGAGAUGGGCGACGGCGGCGAGGCAUUCGAGGAGGCGAGGGGGAAGGAGCGGGAGUGGGAGGAGGCGGCGGAGGCGGUGGCGUACGACUCGUGCACCUGGCCACCGCCGGUGGUGGUGGUGUGCGGCCCCGGCAACUGCGGCAAGUCUGCAUUCUCCCGUCUCCUCCUCAACACCCUCCUCGAAAGGUAUCAGACGGUGGCAUACUUGGAUACUGAUGUUGGUCAGCCUGAGUUCACACCUCCAGGAUUUGUGUCACUUCAUGUAAUUGAGGAACCAGCUAAAGAUUUUACGAUGCUAUAUCUACGUUCUCCAAAGAGGUGCUUCUUUUUUGGUGAUGUAUGUGCACACAAGAACCCAAAACUUCUCUUGAGCUGUACAUUUGGCCUUUAUGACUAUUUUCUUAAGGAACUCUAUCGCUUUAAUGAGGUCGAUAACCCUCUCAAAUCAGCUAUACCACUUGUUAUUAACACUUCGGGAUGGGUGAAAGGUAUUGGACUUCAUGUACUGUCAGAAAUAUUGAGAUAUGUAUCCCCAACUGAUGUUGUUCAGCUACGCACCACAAUAGAGCGUAAAAAUUUACCAACUGGUGCAUUUUGGCUGAAUGUACAUGAAGGAGAUUCACCAGUUAAUCUAGUUGAAAUCCAUGGAUCGCAUAACCCUCCCCCUCAUCUGUUAGCGAAGAAAGAAGCCCGAAUGAUUCGUGAUCUUAGGUUGAUUGCUUACUUCAGGCAGUGCUUGCCAAAGGAUUUUCCUAUUUUCUCUCGUGAUGAUUUAGUUAAGGGCUUUGCUUCCAUACAACCCUUUCAGCUUCCUCUUUCAAAAAUACAGGUCAUUGAUCUACACUACCAGGUUUCUGGUGAUGCUGCAUACAAAUUCUUGGUUGGUACUAUCGUUGGUAUUGGAUUAAGUACAUCUGUUCCUUCGUCAACUGAAUGCUCCACCCCUUGGUGCAUUGGACUUGGUUACAUCAAGGCUAUUGAUAUUCCAGGAGACUGCAUUCAUUUGAUGACACCUGUCUCUCUUCAUCAUCUGGAAAAUGUCGAUAUCAUGUUUCGAAGUUGUAUGGCAGUUCCUAGCUGCUUCUUGCAGGUGUCGGACAUAGUGGACGGUAUAACUGACAGGCUGAGGGAGCUCUAGAGUGCUGUUGAUGUCUACAGUUAGUAUGAUCGCAAGAGAAGACAAGUAGACAACAACACCUCGGUCACUUGCCAUGAACAAACAACCUGGAGAGAGAUAAAUCACUGGAAAGUUAACAUUUAGUACGAAUUGUGAACUUCGUAGCAAUUAAUUAAUGUUCUUACUGAACACUGGUCCUUAGAAACCUUAUUUGAUUACAGAAACUGUUCUCUUCGACAAAGAAUGAUCAUAUCAACAACUAUUAGUUCAAAUUCAAAACAUAUUAAUUCACAAAGAAUCACCAUA
Messenger RNA from Brachypodium distachyon (stiff brome), 1504 nucleotides. Its product is annotated as polynucleotide 5'-hydroxyl-kinase NOL9. Gene Ontology annotation, cellular component: nucleus. NCBI's taxonomy places the organism in Eukaryota, Viridiplantae, Streptophyta, Magnoliopsida, Poales, Poaceae. The record is from RefSeq and is a predicted model, not a curated record. Gene Ontology annotation, molecular function: polynucleotide 5'-hydroxyl-kinase activity. The transcript is spliced from 9 exons. Gene Ontology annotation, biological process: cleavage in ITS2 between 5.8S rRNA and LSU-rRNA of tricistronic rRNA transcript (SSU-rRNA, 5.8S rRNA, LSU-rRNA). The coding region runs from base 71 to 1219 and encodes 382 amino acids.